AUGAGGCUCCAGACGCUCCUCCUCACUGUGUCCACUCUCGGAAUUGUGAUGUUUCUGCAUGUUCUGGGAAGACUUAAGGAUAACAUCAAAGAAAUCAACCAGUGCUGGAUACAGCCUCCAAAAACAUUCUGUGGAUUAAGGUGCACGAGGGUGCUGAGAUGUUUGAGACCAAACCAUACAUGCUGCUGGACGUACUGCGGAAACAUUUGCUUGGACAAUGAAGAACCCUUCAAAACACUGAUGAAACUCUAG
Messenger RNA from Onychomys torridus (southern grasshopper mouse), 252 nucleotides. RefSeq names its product protein WFDC9-like. The transcript has 3 exons. The coding region runs from base 1 to 252 and encodes 83 amino acids. NCBI's taxonomy places the organism in Eukaryota, Metazoa, Chordata, Mammalia, Rodentia, Cricetidae. The record is from RefSeq and is a predicted model, not a curated record.